UCGGAGAGCACACACAGCCUGGUCCCGCCGGAUGAAGGAGUCGUCGAGCUUUGGCAACCUGUGGCAGGCUCCGACCGCGCGGCGCCUUGCGCACGCCACGUCGCAGACGUCGCCGGCCGACUCGCACGCGCUCGGCCGGCUGAUAGGAGCCGCGUGGGUGGUGGUUGCGUAUGCGGCGCGCGGCGUGCUCCGAGGCUACCUCGGCGACUCGAUGCAGUCGGGAGGCGGAGUGCCCUUCUGGCGCUGCGCUUUUGGCGUGGGGAUGCAGCUCGGCGUCCUUCCGGCGCUGCUCGCGGCGCUGUGUGCGUCGAAAGGGGGCGGCUCACCGCUCUUCCCCACGCCGCGGCGGCUCGAGCGGUGGAACGAGGCGUGGCUGCGCACGCCGUCGGGGGUAUGGGAGUGGGCGUUCGGAUACGUGUUCGGCCUCUUCUUCACCUUCGACCUGCUCCUCGUGCCGAUGAAGACCAACGUCCUCGCCCACCACGUGGUCUGCCUCGCCUUCCACGGAUGGGUCUUCUUCUCGCCGCAGCGGCCGGGGCUGCAGCUUGUCAUUGCCGGCGAGGCGGUGCUUGAGUUUGGGACGGGCGGCUCAAACCUCUCCAUGCUGCUGCCUGGCUCCGACGCGGUACGCGCUUUCUUCGUGCUCGCGAUGAGCGCGUCAAACACCUACGGCGCCGUGCUGACCGUGCGCUGGCUGCGGCUGCAGCGCGGGCGGUGGGUGUGGCUCACGCUGCUGCCGACCAUUCUCGGCAUCCUCGCCCUCCGGCAGCUGCACGUCGUGAACGAGGUCUACAAACGGGCUCACUCACCAGCGCCACCCUGACUUCGCACCCCGGCGGCACAGCUCGGCGGCAGCCAGCCGAUGGCCGCUGUAUAUUCCGGUUGCCGCGGAGCGGGGGGGGGAGCCGCCACGCCCCUUCCACGCAGCGUCAGAGCCGUUCGCGUGCUUAUUUGUCCCGUCUGUGAGGGGCUUGGCCUUGCGGGGCCGACCGAGGUGAGGUUGUAUUUGCCCCCCGGCCCUGACGCCGGGCCUUGGCGCAAAUAAAUAAAUAAAGCGGAC
This is a messenger RNA of Emiliania huxleyi CCMP1516, 1060 nucleotides long. RefSeq lists its product as hypothetical. The record is from RefSeq and is a predicted model, not a curated record. Bases 32 to 823 code for a protein of 263 amino acids. NCBI's taxonomy places the organism in Eukaryota, Haptophyta, Isochrysidales, Noelaerhabdaceae. The transcript is spliced from 9 exons.